UCCCACAUGCACGAUAGAUAAUAAUCACACCAUUUGAUGUUAAGUGAGAAAAACGCCAGGCUAUUUAUUGCUAAGGCUGGUCCUUUCAAUUCCUUUUAGGAAGAGUGGCGUAAUGCUACUGUACAACGUUUGGUUUACUGACAGUAGCUAACAAUAGUAACGUUCUCGAAGGGGAAAUAUCGACAGUGGCAGAGAUCAGAAGUGGUUUAACUGAAGUGCAAUGUCUCGGGUCACAUGUCACCCGCACAUUAACGCCACAGCAGACGGAAGAAUAGUCCCCGAAAGAAAACUCAAAAGCGGCGUAACAUUAAGCGAACCGGGUUGGCUAGCUAGCUAACAAAGUAGCUGUGCUGGAGUCAGCGCGGCUAACAUUAGCUAGCUGAGUUGGCUUUACGCGGACCUUCCAUUACUUCACCAAAGGACCGUGGACACUUAAUUGGAAGAAUGAGUUUAUCGCGUCUCUGUCGGUGAAAUCUGAAAAAGUACCGGUGCUCAAGGCAUUCAGGCAGGCCAGCCGGGCCAAUGGACAGGGGAUGUAGAGGGGCUACUGCCCCCUCUGGCACCGCAAUUCAAGUCUUCUUUCCGGAUGUCCAAGGUGCGCUGCUCGAGAAGUUGAACCAGCAGCGCGAGGACGGCAUGCUCUGUGACCUCUCCAUCCACGUGCAAGGACAGGUGUUCAAGGCUCACAGAUGCGUCCUCGCGGCGUCUUCGCCUUACUUUCAUGACCAGGUCCUCCUGAAGAACGUGACAGCCGUGUCUCUGCCAUCUGUCAUGGACCCCCUGGCUUUCCAGAGCGUGCUCAGCUCGGCCUACACGGGUCAGCUCAGCAUCGUCCGCGAGGACAUUGUCAACUACGUCACCGUGGCUAGCUUCCUCCAGAUGUGGCACAUCGUGGACAAGUGCACCGAGGUGCUGAAACAAGUGCGCCCCCUAGUGGAACCAGUGGAGAUCACCCCACCACAUGCAGGAGGAGGAGGAGGAGGAGGAGGAGGUGGGGGCUCGUCCAGACACCAGUCCCCCAGCAGCUCUGACUGCUACUAUGUGGACCCGGAGGACAGGGGGGGUAGGGAGCGGGUUGGCACUGCCCAGGACUGCAUCUCUUCCCUGGAGAGAGGAGUCUGCAGCGGCAGCAGCAGCGGUGGCGGUGGUAGGGGGGGCAUGAUGGAGCAGAGGAGGGAGCCACUGCCUCCACUGGCAACCUGGAGAAGGCCUCAGCUGGCCAGCAGGUGGCAGCCUCGCGCAUCCCCACAAUCGGAGCCCUUCAGCCAGGCUCCGCAGCAUCCGCUGAGCUCUGGGCCCGUUUUCAGCCCCGGCGGGGGGAACAACGCGGAGGACCCCAGCGACGGGGUGACUAUCAUAGGUGUCACAGGACCUACGCACCUGCCUGGUGGCAGCCCUGCCGCCGCCACUCUGGGUCACCUGGGCGGGAGGGGAGCGGAGAUGGUAGUGGGUCCUGCUCGACUGGAAGGGCUGGCUGACCCCUCACACCUGAGAAUGGGCAUGAAGGCGAGGGUGAAGGGGGGCAUGGUGAGGGAUCGCAGGAGACGCCCGAGCUGGGACAGGGAGGGGAGAGGAGAGGACGAGGGCGUGCAGGAGAGCAUGUGUGGGGAGAGAGGGAUGGAGGCAGAUGAAGGAGUGGGUGAAGGUCUGGAGGAGGAGGCGGCUGUGAUGAGAGCCCAAAAAGCACUGCGAUCUGGAGACCACACACCAAGCACAAUGGCCCCUGAAGGACAAGCCGAGGCCUUCGACAAAGACAACGGUGGUGGCGAGGCAUCAAGGACUAGCAGCAUGGGCCUGCCCGACGCUGUGGAUGGCCGGGAUCCUCCUCUCCCCUGUGGGCCUGUGGUGGGCGUGGGCGCGGUACCCCCGGUUCCAGACCACUGGAGUCAGUCCGGCCCUUGGCUCCACCAGAGGGACUACAGGGGUAGAGAGGUGGGGGAUGGAGGGGAGGUGGAGGAGGUGGACGAUGACAUGAACUUUGGGGAGCAUCUGGGAGGAGAUGGUGGUGGCGGCGGCGGCGUGUUUGGCGGAGAGACGUACGACGAGAUUGAGGACGGUACUGGACAAGUCUCUCAGCGUCCAUUGCUGCCGGUAUCUCCAGACGACGGGCAGUACAUCACAUCCGGCCAGUCGGACCUCACCUGGGUUCCUGGUGGUGGUGGCGGCGGAAGCAACCACUCCCCGUCCUCCACCCCUUUCCACCCCUCCUCCGUUGCCUCUGCCUCGCCCCCCAUCCCCUCCUCCUCCUCCCCCCAGCACGCACAGCAGCAGCAGCACCCGUACACGGGCCGACUGCACUUCUGCCACUGCGGUAAGGCCUACACGCUCAAGAGCAUGCGCGACCGCCACGUGAAGAUGCAGCAUCUGAACCUGCGGCCCUUCUCCUGCCCCGUCUGCUCCAAAUCCUUCAAGAUGAAGCACCACCUCACCAAGCACCUCAAGACGCACGGCAGCGUGCGGCCCUACGAGUGCGGCUUGUGCGGCAAGAAGGUGGUGUGGCGGGACAGCUUCCUGCGGCACCAGGCGCGCUGCGAGCGAAUGUCCCGGGCCGGAAUGCCCGCCGCCUCGACCGGCGACGACGGAGGCGGAGGUGGUGGUUCGGCAGACGCUACAGGAGAUGACUGCUACAUUCCACAAGAUGGCGACAGCUUCCUGUCGGACGGUAGUCAUGUGAAAGUGGAGAAAAUAGACUUCAACGGAGACGAGGAGGUGCCUGGGAUGGACGGACUGGACAACAUGGGGUUUCUGUCAGGGGGGGAGAGUGAGCUGACCAGCCCAGGAAAGACACUGGACGGACAUGUUUUAAAGCAGGAGGAAGCCGAGAGGUUUAGUUGACUUUUUUUUAGAAAACAGCUUUACCCAUUUGCCAUAAGCACAAGAUGAUUUUCGUAAAAAAAGAAGUUUAUAAUGCCACCCAGCAAAAUGGAUUUACAUGAGAAUUUGUAGGUUUUUAUGAAUCUUGGCAUCUGGCAUGAGACCAUCAUGAGAGUUCUAUUAUGAAGGAACAAAGGAAUGUAAACACACAUCUUUACUAGAGAUGUGUCAAAAUAUAUGUUAAAAUAUCAGCAUAGGUUCAUAUUUGUGGAAUUAUGAAUAAUUCCCCUGUUUUUUUUCAAGGCACUCUUCACUGAUUGAAGUAAAAUCACAUAUUCACUUCAAGAUUGUUAUCGCCAGGUAAUUUAUUCUAUUGUCAGUCACACAAUUUUUGAGCUUUGGAUAAUAAUGCCAUAAUGCUGACCACAAGUGGGGAACAUGCAGAGUCUCCAGAAGCCUUUCUGUUGAACAGUUGAUGUGGUGUUCUCAUCUUCUGGUGAGGUAUGUGUUUGUUAUGGUUAUUCAUAAUGUCUCUCUGUAUACAUGGGUUCUACAUUUUUGUUUUGACCUGACUGCGCGAAACUAGCUGCGCACAACUCCACCUCUGAUUGUUGGAAACAGCUGUCGGUUAAAAAAAAUUGGCUCACGUGGUUGGCUGCCAGUGUCUUGCCCCUCCUCACAGCAUCGUGUUUACAAACACGGCGAACCCAUGUACUUUAUGUUGCCUAUCUUGAUGACUGCUGUCUGCACCAAAAGUGUAUAAAGUAGAAUUGCUGUUAUGGAUAUUAUAUCCAUAGCGUUGGAGACAUCAUGCUACUAGUGUUAUAAAUGACACGUAACAAUACUUGAAGAGUUCAGAUGCAAAACCAAUAAUCUUUGCAAAAAAUAAUCAUUUUUAUUUAAUAUAAAGCUAUCAAAAUUGCAUAUUAUUUUAUUUUAUGUAUGUAACAUAACUAUUUAUAUGUAUUAUCAAGGACAUAAAUGUAAACCAAACCAACAACGGCGUUCUCUAAAAAUAUAGAAGUGCAGGUCUUCAGAAAUGGAGUUAGGGGGUUUUGCAUCUGAACUCUUCACUUCUACUUCAUAGAAUUCUGGACCCCGUUUCUCGAAAGCAUCAUUGCUAACCAGGAAGCAACUUACUAGGUUUCCAAUGGGAAAUUACAUUGCAACCAAGUAAGUUGCUAACUUGGUUAGCAACGAUGUUGUCAAGAAAUGCACCCCUGAUCAACAUGAAUGUACAUAGCCCGUUCAUCUAAGCACUUGUCUGGACAUCAAAUGUUUUGAAUUUUAGACUUUUGACAGUUUUAACUGAAGGGUUAUUUCUUUCUUUAUGCUCAACUUGGUCAUACAUUCAUUUCAUUCAAUCUUGUCAAUACACAUUCUGUCAUUAUUAAAGCAGUACUUCUCCUUGUACUCA
Molecule: messenger RNA, 4231 nt
Organism: Engraulis encrasicolus (European anchovy)
Lineage: Eukaryota; Metazoa; Chordata; Actinopteri; Clupeiformes; Engraulidae
Gene: zbtb22a
Product: zinc finger and BTB domain containing 22a
Exons: 5
Coding region: 523-2835 (770 amino acids)
Biological process (GO): regulation of transcription by RNA polymerase II
Molecular function (GO): DNA-binding transcription factor activity, RNA polymerase II-specific; RNA polymerase II cis-regulatory region sequence-specific DNA binding; protein binding
Source: RefSeq, a predicted model, not a curated record